Helobdella robusta is the source of this 1354-nucleotide messenger RNA. RefSeq lists its product as hypothetical. Bases 1 to 891 code for a protein of 296 amino acids. The transcript has 7 exons. Lineage: Eukaryota; Metazoa; Annelida; Clitellata; Rhynchobdellida; Glossiphoniidae. The record is from RefSeq and is a predicted model, not a curated record.
AUGAUCUACACUACGUGUACCUAUACUGGGAUGGGAAAUUUGGAUGGAAAAACUGUCAUCAUCACAGGAGCUAAUAAAGGUAUUGGUUAUGAAACUGCCCUGGACCUAGCCAAACGACAGGCCCGAGUCAUCAUGGCCUGUAGGGAUGUGCCUCAUGCAGAGAGCAUGGCCACUCACAUCAAAUUGCAAUCAGGGAAUGAGAAUGUUUUUGUGAGGAAACUUGAUUUGUCUUCGCUGGAAAGUGUUCGAGAGUUUGCGAAGAAGUUUCUACUGGAGGAGCAAAGAUUGGAUAUUCUUAUAAACAAUGCUGGAAUGCCAACUUAUACUCCACGCAAAACAAUUGAGGGCUUUGAAGUUGUUUUCGUUACUAAUUACCUCGGCCAUUUCCUCCUGACUAAACUAUUGCUUGAUCUCCUAAUGAAAAGUGCCCCUAGCAGAAUAAUCAACGUAUCAUCGCUGGCCCACAAAAUGGUUAGGACAAUUGAUUUGGAGGAUUUGAACUGUGAGAAAACGACGACAACAAUAAGUUUGUAUGGAAGGUCAAAGGCUUUGCAGAUUUUGUUUACCAAAGAAUUAUCAAGACAAUUAGAUGGAAUUGGUGUGACAGUGAACUGCCUGCACCCGGGUUCGAUCGCAUCUUCAUUCUAUCACAAACUACCUCAGCCCUUCUACACUCUUGCUUGGAUUGCUGACACUGUUAAGCUGCUUAAGACGCCCAAGCAAGGGGCUCAGACGACAAUCUACGCAGCUGUGGAUGAGAGCUUCGAAAGCAUCAGCGGUCAGUACCUGGACAGCUGCCAGAUAGCCACGCCUUCCAAUCUCAUGACUGACGCCGAGCUGGCUAAGAAAGUUUUUGAAAUUAGCGAAAGCUACGUAGCUCUCUACUUAUGAAUGGGUUAAUGAAUGAUUGAAUGAAUGUAUUAAUUAAUGAAUGAGUGAGUGAGUGAGUGAGUGAAUGAUUGAAUGAAUGAAUGAAUGGGUGAAAAUGAAUGAAUGAUGAUGAUGUAGAUGACUGAGAGAUAACGAUGACCUCCCAAUUUUUUAUCAAAAAAUAAUAGCUCGAUUAAUUACCUUAACGAUGUUGAUGAUGAUGGCUAAGAUGAUGAUGAUGAUGCUGAUGGUGGUGAUGGUAAUGAUGAUUAUCAGGUGGUGAUGAUGAUGACGAUGACGAUGAAGAUGGUGAUGACGAGUGUUUUGAAUGGGGACGUGUGGUACUAUCAAUUUAAAUGCUUCCCGCUUUUGAAUAAUUAAGCUGGAAUUUUAAACACCGCUAAUAUACUUUUAUGUUUCCGGAUAUGUGCGAAUGUGUGUGCGUGCGUGUAUAUGUGUGUGUGUGCGUGUAUGUGUGUGUGUG